AUGGCACGUCCGAGAAGGCAGCGCGACCGCAGCGCCACCCGUUCUGCCAGCAACCGCAACCAUGUCCACCACCACCGCCCGGAUGAAGCGCUAGGCGUCCAUGUCCCUCCCCGGCACCAAGCUAGCGGCGUCCGUGACCCAAAGACAGGCCUAGGUCGGCAAGGGCAGGGACCCCUCCCCGGGGUCGAGCUGGCGGCGCUGCUCCGCUCCCUGGGCCUCCGCCCCGCCGUCGAGGACGAGAUCCACGCGCUCGUAUUCAUCUCGACGGCAACUCGACGAGAUCCACCGCGACGGCAGUCGCUCCAUCUUCGCCAUCGAGCUCGCGCGCUCUAUGUCGCCUCCACCACCAUGGCGACGCUCCAUGGCAACGGAUUCAUCUCCGCCUCCACCACCACGGUGACGCGGGGCCGGUAG
Molecule: messenger RNA, 414 nt
Organism: Miscanthus lutarioriparius
Lineage: Eukaryota; Viridiplantae; Streptophyta; Magnoliopsida; Poales; Poaceae
Source: the annotation of a GenBank genome assembly